CAGCCGGUGUUACAGCAGCAGCAGCAGCAGCCGGUGUUACAGCCGCAGCAGCCGCAGCAAUUGGACUGGUCGCACGCUGCUGCUGCUGCUGCUGCUGCAGUUGCCGCUGCUGCUGCUGCUGCCCCUCAGGCUCCUGUGGUGACGCAGCAGCCCCCGCAUUAUAUCCUGCGUGGAGGUGAUUGGCUGUGGGCAGCUAAGGAGUCGAUCUGUACGUUCAUUCCUUGCGGCUCUCCGCUGCUGCCUCCACCUGUUCGUGCGCCGACUUCAGCAGCAGCAGCAACAGCAGCAGCAGCAACAGCAGGGGAGCAGCAGCAGCAGCAGCAGCAGCAGCAGCAGCCUCGGCAGCUGUCUUUCUUGGAGUUAUACCCAAAGGAGCAGAGGCCUCCUCUUUACUUCUCUCCUGCUGCAGUGCUGCAGCAAGCCAGCAUUGAGGCAGAGGAUAUGCAGCAGCUGCUGCACGCAAAUUACUUACCCUUCUUUGGUGCUAUUGAAGAUGCUGCUGCUGCUGCUGCUGCGUUUGCUGCUGUCGAUGCUGCUGCAGCACGUGCUGCUGCUAGCAAACAAAGGAGACAGGCAGCAGGAGACACAUUUGUAGCUCCUGAAGCUUCUGCUGCUCUUGCUGCUGCUGAGCUCUGCUGCAGAGCUGUCCUAGACGCGAACCUACACCCCUGUUCUCCUUCCCGCAGCAGCAGCAGCAGCAGCAGCAGCAGCAGCAGCAGCAGCGGCAGCAGGAGUUGGGGCUUUGCAUUUGGUGGCAGCGUUGCUGGAGACCUGAGGAAGAGACAGCAGCAUCUUUCUGCUGCGUGGCUUACGUACACACGAAGCGUCCGUUUGCUGCUGCAACAGCACUUGCUUCCGCCGGCGCAGCAGCAGCAGCAGCAGCAGCAGCAGCAGCAGCGUGACGUUGCAGGUCGCUCAAGUGGUGGUGGUGCUGCUGCUGCUGCAUGCAUCUUCUGGGGCAGCUGCUUUCAGACGUCUGCAGGGGUUUUUGCUGCUGAGGUUUUGUCUCCUCUGUGUCUGCUCCGCGCUCAAGAGACGCAAGACAGCAAAGGAGCAGCAGCAGCAGCUGCUGCUGCUGCUUCUCUGAGACUCUCGGGGGCUGCGAGCGUUGCAUGCACAGCAAAAAAAUGCAGAGGGUUGUGCUGCUUUAGUAUAGACAGCUGGCGAUUGCUGCUGGAGUGGGAAGGACGCCUGCUGCAGCAGCUGCAGCAGCAGCAGCAGCUGCAGCAGCGGCUGCUGCUGCUCCGAGUGGGGGGUGGUUGUCUGAUGAAGAGACAAAACAGAGACAGAGACAUCAAGGAGACCGAAGACAAUCUUCCUCGCAGCAUUCUUGUUUUACCUCCUCUUCAGGUGCCGUGCAGUACCUGCUGCUCGCAGCAGCUACAGAACCCGCGCUGCAAUGCAGCAGCAGCAGCAGCAGCAGCAGCAGCAGGACAGCUGCAGCAGGAGACAGCUGGCACGCAGGUGCUGGGGGGCUUUACUGCAGCAGAGGAGACAGCAGAAGAAGAUGAGAUUGAAGAUGCUUAG
Molecule: messenger RNA, 1527 nt
Organism: Eimeria acervulina
Lineage: Eukaryota; Apicomplexa; Conoidasida; Eucoccidiorida; Eimeriidae
Exons: 2
Biological process (GO): regulation of transcription by RNA polymerase II
Cellular component (GO): SWI/SNF complex; nucleus
Molecular function (GO): transcription coregulator activity
Source: RefSeq, a predicted model, not a curated record